UGCAAAUUUAUAUGUAAAAAGAGGUUGGUAUACUUAACAUCGCCCUUCUCUGUUGUCUGUCUUCUUCUCUUACUAUCUUGGCUCUUGCUUGUAUGAUCUGCUUCACCCACUAAACAUAGCAGCUGGAUCGAGCAUAUUCGACACGGCACCGAAGGAGGAACUUGCUGCAGAUAGCCUGUGGAUGCCGUGGAAUGGACGUCAACGGAAGAUUGAUGUAACCCUGCAGACCAGGAGUUCGUCAGUGCAGGCAUCAGCCGCCCCAGGAUGUAGUGGAAGGGCGCCGCUUGUCGGGACGGCUGUAGAUCCAGCGAGGGACCAGGAACUCCUCAGUGCAAGUUCCAGUCGCCCCAGGAUGCUGUGGAAGGGCGUCGCUCGAUAUCCACUCAGACUCCAGGAGCUCGUCAGCGUAGGUAUCAGCUGCCCCAAAAUGCCGGAAAGGGCGCCACUUGGCCGGACGCCCGUAAAUGCAGACGGAGGCUACGAGGACGUCUAGUCACGCACGCAGCCGAGAAGGACGUGGGCGAGAUCUGCGAGGACGUGUGGACGAAAACGCCGCCGAGUUAGACCUGGAUGAGGACUACGAGGAAGUUUGAACGAAUCCGAAGUCGAUGAGGACCUGUGAGAGACCUUCGACGACGUGUGGACGUUGAGGACGGAUGGAUUCACCAAGGUUCAAGAAGAAGAGGCCGACAAAGACGAGGAAGACAAAGAUGCAUGCUGCGGAGACCAGCGUCGACCGAACCGGGGUCCCAACGGUUGAGGCCGUGUGGACGUCGAGGAUUUCAACCGAGCGCGCGGGGCUGGCGAAGGUGGUCAGUCAUGAGGAGGGGAAUCUUAUCAACGACUCCUGGGCGAGGCAAAGUGAUCUUAGCCGAUGCGUGGACGAUAACGCCCUCGGCACCCAGCGAAAGGAAGGAGAGCGAAUGACGUCACGGCGAAAGGCGGCCAACGAAGGCAGGAAAGAGAGGUCGUUUAGGUCGAAGAGAGUUUGAUAAAUGAAGCGGUUAUCGGACAUGUCAACACAGCAACGGUCUGGCGCUGUUACGAGGCCGUGCAAAGUACCGGGGUCUUUGCCCUAGUAACAUCUCGAGGGAACGAAAAUAAAUUGCAGAAAAAAGAAAAGAAAAAAAGGAAAUCGGGGAAAAACGUCGGAUGAAUUGCUAAAUGUUUCAUACUGUUAAUAAAUAUGAGAAAGGUUAUCAAAGUCCCUCGGAAGGUAAACAAACAGACAUCUCUUGUUUACGCCAAAGAGACCAACUGCAUUUCAUCUUUAAUAAUCUCAUGGCAUCAAAUUAACGAUUUUUUCAUCAUUUAUAUACCGUUUUUUUCUGAGUCGGUAAAUUAGAUUAUGAAAAUUAAGCGCUUGAUUUAUAACAAUAACGACUAAGAUAAUUAUCGGGUGAUAUUUAUACAUCAUUACAUGCGACUUUACGAGCUGUUCAAUAGACAGUUUCAUAUAAAUAUUUUCGUGUUAACCACGAAACUUGAAAAUAAGUUAAAACACUUUUCUUGUAUACGCGAAAUGGCAGAAUAAAGUCUGGAUUUAUUGCGUGAUAUCAGAUUAAUGGUCUUCAGUCCAUAAAAUCGUUCAUAUUAACCCAUAUUUUUGUUUACAUUUAGUUUAAGACUUAAGCGUUAAUAAAACUUGAUAGUUAGUAGAUCAAACCAGUGCUAUGAACUAGAAAUAAAGAACAGAACUGCAUAGAGCAUCUCCCCCAAGAGAUAGUGUGUGCAGUUAACAUUAAUUGGCGACCUAUAUCUGCACAGACUGUUUAUAAACAUAAGGUUUUGUUUGCUUUCCAGAUAGUGCAUUCAUUAUGGAGUAAUUGAUAAAAAAAUAAUAUCGCUUUGCCAAUAUCUACGUAAACAGCCGUACCCUCAAUAUUUUACAAAAAAAAUUGCAUUGAGCAAAAACAAAAAAAGAAAGAAA
This is a messenger RNA of Penaeus monodon (black tiger shrimp), 1930 nucleotides long. RefSeq lists its product as uncharacterized. The record is from RefSeq and is a predicted model, not a curated record. Lineage: Eukaryota; Metazoa; Arthropoda; Malacostraca; Decapoda; Penaeidae. The coding region runs from base 657 to 992 and encodes 111 amino acids. The transcript has 2 exons.